Molecule: messenger RNA, 738 nt
Organism: Mucor velutinosus
Lineage: Eukaryota; Fungi; Mucoromycota; Mucoromycetes; Mucorales; Mucoraceae
Exons: 1
Coding region: 1-738 (245 amino acids)
Molecular function (GO): heme binding; oxygen binding
Source: RefSeq, a predicted model, not a curated record
AUGCAACACAUUGACGAAAAGCAACUGUAUACCAAUGACAAGUAUCGUUUCGAGUACGUGGCUGCUUACAUGGGCUUUGGCGAGAAAGACAUGCAAGCUAUCCAAGGGGUUGCUGAAAAGAUGCGUCCUGCUGUUCCUGCACUUGUCGAUGCUGUUUACAAGAAGCAAUUUGAAUUCGAUAUUACAAAAAAGCACUUUUUACCCAAGAAUGAAGGUUUUGAAGGUGAACUUGCCAACAGUCUUGAUGAAUUGACUCUGGAUCAUCCGCAAAUCAAGUUUCGUAAAGACUUUUUGGGCAAGUACUUGAUUCGUAUUCUGAAGGGUCCCUAUGACGACCGUUUCCUCAAGUAUCUUGAUUGGGUUGCCAAGAUCCAUCUUGACACUCCUGAAAAGAAGUCCAAGAUCAAUGUUGACUACAUUCAUAUCAAUGCUCUGAUGGGGUUUGUCGAGUCUGCUAUCAUUGAUACUGUUCGUACUUUGGGUUUGGAGCGUGAUGAGGAGGGUGCUGUAUUGAGCGCAUUCAACAAGCUGAUGUGGAUUCAAAACGACUACUUUGCCAAGUUUUACAUGAACCCCUAUUUCAAUGAUCUUAUGGAGAAGAAAUACAAGGCUGAAGCUGAACAAGAGUGCCAAGUUACAAAGGCUGGUGGUUUCUUUGCUGAAUUGAACCUUAUCUCCAUCAUCAUUGGUGUCUUUGCUGGAAGUCUGGGUUUCUGGAUGUCUGCUAAUAGACACUAA